This is a messenger RNA of Xyrichtys novacula (pearly razorfish), 3291 nucleotides long. The record is from the annotation of a GenBank genome assembly. NCBI's taxonomy places the organism in Eukaryota, Metazoa, Chordata, Actinopteri, Labriformes, Labridae.
UUUUUUGUCUAAUAUGUAUAACAGUUUACUGAUUACUUGUUUGUUCCAGAUUGGCUCGUGUUUUUUGUGUUUUCCUGCUGGAUUUACUGGAAGAAAAGAAGGAGACGAUGUUCUCUUCCUGUAAGUGCUGCGCUCAAGUGUGCGCGCCAUAAAUCUGGGCUAAAGUAGGAGAGUCGGAGACAGCUGCCGCCUGUAAAUAUUCACCUAAAAAGACGGCAAGAGAACUCACAAGUGCAGCUGAAGUGAGAAAUAAGAAAAAUGAGACGUAAAAAUCAUGUGGCGAAAGUUUCACUGAAAUUCAUCGAAAACACAGAGUUUUAGUGGAAUGAGUCUGUAUCGAAGUAUUCAGUGAGCUUGUUUGUUUUCCUGUUUUCGACCAGGAAACAGGGAACAGGAGGAUGUCAGACUCCCACUCCUGUCUUGCGCCAUAUCUCCUUGAUUUAUGAUCUCUUCCUUUGGACUGGAGACCUUUAAAAAGCCUCAGUUUCUAAACUCGGGUUAGUCAAACCGACAUCAUGAUGCUGGAGAAGGACCUUCUCGUGGUUGCUGCUCUUUUUGUUUCUGCCCUCAUUUCACACAGUGAGUAAUUGACUCGUUCAUUUAUUGAUCAAAACUGACUUUGUCAUAUUUUUGUGCAAUGUGUGUAUUUUAAGAGUUUUCUUCCUCUCCUCAUUUCAGCCGAGGGUAUACUCGGGGGCAGAGAGGCGGCCCCGCACUCUCGGCCCUACAUGGCCUCCAUCCAGGUGCAAGAGGGAGAGAACAUGAAGCACGAGUGUGGAGGGUUUGUGGUCGCAGAGCAGUGGGUGAUGACUGCAGUUCACUGUCUGCCAACAGGGUGAGGAGGACACUGUAGUCCGAUGUGAAAUGGGAUGACUUUAGAGGCGGUUUAAUUUCACAUUUCAUGAGCAAAUAUCAAGAUAAAAUGUUGGACGUCCACACGAAACACGGGCUAAGUUAAUCGAGCAAAUGUAAAAAAGUCUUAGUGUCUUUGUUUUUCUAAAGUUUCAUUAAAAAAAGACCAAAUCACAUGUUCAUACAGUGUGUCUUGGUGAGGAAGGUGUGUUUCUAGGCUUCUAGAGCGCUAAGGUGGGCUUUAAAGAGAAAGUAGUUGAAAUGAGUUGUUGAGUCUGCAUGUAUAAGGAUAUUUUUAAAUAAGAGGUGUUUUUGGAUCAUUUUUUAUCCAUAUAACCUCCUAAAAACACUCCCCUCCUUCUCUAAACAGCACAGAGACUGAAUCAAGAAACUGGUAUCCUUCCAUCUUCGCACAUGUGCAAUACGUAUAAACAUUUAUUGCAAUGCUGAAGUACGUCAGCGUAUCCCAAAAGUCUGUUUUGCCGUCCACAGGACAUUAAAAAUCUCCACCUUGGAAGGCAUUUUCCAAAACCUCUGUUUUCACUUACUCAAAACUCUGUUUAUGUGCGGACAGAGGCUUGAAAAAUGGAUUUUAAAGACGGCAAUCUGAGAUAAGUGAGGAGUUUUUUAAGCUGGAGAGCUUCAGAAAGACAAUGUCCUGAAAAAUGAGGAUAAUACCCCCUUUUUACAGCCGUGAAAGUUUUGUUUGGGGUCAGUUUUUAAAAAUAUUGUUGUUGUUAUCAGACACAUUUUAACUGUACAAAAUUUACUAAUUUUUUGUCAAGCUUUUAAUAUUCUUAGGGAAAACAGGUGGUUAGAAAAAGAGAAGGUUUGGUUUGAUUGUUUUUUUUAGUGUUUGUGUUUAAAGAUAAUUCACUCUAAUAGUCGUAUUUUUCCCUUUUUUUUUAACAGGCCAAAUGGAAGGAAAGUAGUUCUGGGUGUCCAUUCUCUGAGCGAACCUGAAGACACAAAGCAGACGUUUGAUAUUUUGGAGCUUCACAAUCAUCCAAACUUCAACAGUGACAAUUAUGACAAUGACAUUUCUUUGAUUAAGGUGAGUGUUUCAUUUGUGUCUGAGUAUUUCAGACUGAAUUCUCGGGUCUGCAGAGGUAGGAUAUGAUUUUUCUGUGACGUUUGCAGUUGGACCGUCCAUUUAACGCCUCUGAAGCUGUCAGCGCUCUGGAAUAUCUGCGAGCAGGCGGCACCAACCCCACCACAAAUGACGUGGUGGAGACGGCCGGCUGGGGUUCCCUGGAUGACCUGGGAAACAGACCAGACAAGCUCCAGGAGGUGGUGGUGGAUGUGGUCAGCUCUAUACGAUGCAGACGCGGCGACUACUUUGGCAGCAAGUUCACCCCAAACAUGAUCUGUGCUCAUCGACUUUGUCCAACGCCCUGCGACAAGCCGACCAAUAAGGAUGACAGCUGCGACGUAAGUCUGAGCUCAUCAGUGUUUCUCAUUUUGUUUACAUUUCAUCCUCUGUUCAGUUAUAGAUGUUUGAACACUAGAUUAACCCUGUCUGUCUGUAUUUUGAUGUUCUUUCAGGGGGACUCUGGAGGUCCUCUGCUCUUUAAUGGCGUUGCAGUGGGAAUCACCUCCAACGGGGGGAAGAAGUGUGGCCAAAUACGAAAGCCGGGAAUUUACACCAUCAUCUCCCACUACACUGAGUGGAUUUCCACAACCAUGACCCAGCAGGCCCCUGCAACAGAGGACUAGAUAUAAAGAAGACUAGCCAUUAACACUUAAAGUUAAAAAAGCACAUUUUUUAUUUUAUAAGACAAUAAUUUUUUCCAGCUGUAACGUUAUAUUUGCUGUAUUUGUACUGCUUUUGAAUGAUUUACAAACCAUCUGAGACUGAUUUUAGAAAGGCAAACAACCACGGCACAACCCUGCCAGUGCAUUUUAUAUCAUUUAUUUGAAAAUCACUUUAAAAGAAUCAAUAAAAUACAAUCAAUCACACCCAGGUGUCAUGUCUGAAUUGAUGCAAAAAUUAAAAAAAGAACAUCUUACAGAAACGACAGAACCAAAAUCAUUAUUAUCACAGUAAAAGUCAUGAAUCAUAUCAUUUAAGGGUUAUAUAAUCACAGCUCUGAUUAAAUCUGAACCUGUUUGCAUCAGACUCUUUGUUUUUAUACACAUGACAGAUCGUGUUUAAGGAUGUCCUCGUUGGCUAAUCCAGAGAGCUGAUAAACUUAUCAGACAAGUCCUCAGAGAAAUGGGGAAACAUAGAAACAUAAACAAAUCUGCAGCUGUGCUUCGUCUCCCGUCUCUGUCCUUUAAAAUUACCAUUAGAAAUAUUCAGAGAAACAACUCCCUUAAAUUUUUCGUGUAUUUAAAUUCCACCUUAAAAAGAAAAUAUAAUGACAGCAUAAAAAUCACUUAAUCCCUGCAGGACUUGUUCUUCCUAACUGCAUAAAGAAAACUUUAAAAGGUUAAAAA